Molecule: messenger RNA, 1368 nt
Organism: Candidozyma pseudohaemuli
Lineage: Eukaryota; Fungi; Ascomycota; Pichiomycetes; Serinales; Metschnikowiaceae
Exons: 2
Coding region: 1-1368 (455 amino acids)
Cellular component (GO): cytoplasm
Source: RefSeq, a predicted model, not a curated record
AUGGUGAACAUCCAAGAUCGGAUCGAGUUGGAUGGCGCCUACGGAACCAUACGAUGGAUUGGCCACCUUCCCCAGUGGGGUCCAGCGACUUUGGCGUAUGGAAUUGAGUGGGACGAUCCUCAAAGAGGGAAAAACAGCGGCUCUGUCGGAGACACUUUCUACUUUUCAGUCAAGGUGCCUCUCAGUGGGUCUUUCGUCAAGGCAAGCAAUAAGAAACUACGUUUGGGCAGGGCGUUUGUAGAUGCUCUUUGGGAGACGUACUGUGGAGAGGAGAACGUGACGGCGUUAGGGCAGGAGAUCGUGUUUGGCCUGAAGACGGUUGAGUCGUUAGGUUUUGAGGAACUCAAUAAAAGAAGGGGAAAGCUCGAGACGCUCGAGUCAAUUACGCUUGAGAAACAGGCCGUGGCAUUUUGCGGGGAUUUGAGUGAUCUUCCCGAACUCAGCGGGGUGAAGUAUCUUGAUUUGAGCUACAACUUGUUGGUGGAUGUGGAGGAGGUGAUGAAGAUUUUGGUGAAAAUGCCACUGCUUGAAUCAUUGAACGUCAACGGUAACGUUUUCACAGUUUUUGGAAAGGGACGGUUGGCUGUGGACACUGUUUCUGCAGCUUCGUGUGGAAUGGACGAGGCCAGGCUAGACCAGUUUCUUGUGCUGUUUCCGAAACUACGAAAGUUGUGCGUUGCAGGCAACGAUUUAGCUUCUGUUCCUGAAACCGCCCUCCAACACGUCGAUCUGCUUGACUUGUCCUUCAAUCGGCUCCAGGGUAUACCUAUCAUACCAUGCAGAGAGCUCAUUCUUGCCAAUAAUGCCAUCGAGACGCUUCCACAAAUGACCCUACCAACAAAGGUGUUGGACCUUCGAGAGAACAAAACCAGCGAUUGGGCCCAGGUGGAGCUGAUAUCAACGGUCUUUCCCGAGCUAGAGGAACUCCGAAUCGAUGGGUGCUCCUUGUUUGAGAAUAUGGAGGUAGAGGAAAUGACGACCCAGCUCAUCGGAAGACUUCGAUGUCUGACCGCAGGAAGGGGAAUUAAAAAGCUCAAUGGAAGCACCUUGCUGGACGACGAAAUCCGAAGCUCUGAGAUCUACCUAGUGUCUUUGAUUCAAAAGGGCACAGUGGUCCUGAGCACCAGGAUGUCCGAACUCCAAGAAAAGUACAACAUUCACCAAAGCGACGCAGCUCAAGCUCAUGGCUCUAAGGGCCACUACGUCAUAACUGUCAAAGGACCACAAGGAACACUCUUUUCCAGAACCUUUCUCCCGUCCAACUCAGUUCUACGCCUCAAAGUCUUUACUAUUAUCCGAACGACGCCCUCCACGGUUCCAAGACGUACUUGGACGACGAUGUGGCCACUUUGGCCAGCGCUGGACUAG